AUGGGACUUCGAGCUUCACCUGAUGGCACCUUGCGUGGCAGAAGGAAAUCAUCAUCGAGAGGACAUCAUAGAUUUGUGGGGGUUCGGCAAAGACCCUCGGGGAGAUGGGUGGCUGAGAUCAAGGACUCAUUGCGCAAAGUCAGGCUUUGGCUGGGAACAUUUGACACUGCUGAGGACGCUGCACGAUCAUAUGAUGAUGCUGCUCGUGGUUUACGUGGUGCCAAUGCUCGUACCAACUUUGAAUUGCCACAGUUGGGCUCUAAUGGUGUUGGGGCAGAUACUAUUGAGCCUUUUUCAUUCGACCAAGUGUGCGCGACAGGGGCGGAAUCAGAUGGCCUUCUUGGUGCCCUUAAGGCCAAGAAGGGACUUCGAGCUUCACCUGAUGGCACCUUGCGUGGCAGAAGGAAAUCAUCAUCGAGAGGACAUCAUAGAUUUGUGGGGGUUCGGCAAAGACCCUCGGGGAGAUGGGUGGCUGAGAUCAAGGACUCAUUGCGCAAAGUCAGGCUUUGGCUGGGAACAUUUGACACUGCUGAGGACGCUGCACGAUCAUAUGAUGAUGCUGCUCGUGGUUUACGUGGUGCCAAUGCUCGUACCAACUUUGAAUUGCCACAGUUGGGCUCUAAUGGUGUUGGGGCAGAUACUAUUGAGCCUUUUUCAUUCGACCAAGUGUGCGCGACAGGGGCGGAAUCAGAUGGCCUUCUUGGUGCCCUUAAGGCCAAGUUGCAGGAUGGCAAGGUACCUCAGGUGCUCGCUACUGCUAAUUUUUUGGGUGCACAAUCCUGCGUUGAGGCUAACUCACCUCAUAAUAACACUAGUGCAAAGAGAGAUCAGGUAUUAUCAGCUACUGCUGUGGUCUCUCAUGGGAUUGGAAAUUUGGACCCUAUGCAAGCGGGUUCCAAUAAGGCUGAUUCUCUCCUAUAUGAUGAGGGAGUAGCAGGACAUGUUGGGGUUCAGUGGCAUCAAACAGCUUCGCCAAGAAGCAUGGCAUGGUCUAAUAUUGAACCAGCAUAUGAAGUGCCUUUGCCUACACAGAUGAACCCUGUGAAUAAUGAGCAUGGAUUGUUUACUAGUGCAACUACUACAAAUGUUACAUCUGCAUGGACUGACUCAACAGUCAAUUUGGCAUAUGCAGAUCAAGGCGCUAUGGAGCUGCCAAUAACAAAUAAGAUCACCGAAGGUGUAUGGUUAAACGAUCAGCAACAGGUUUUGCAUUAUGAGAACAACAAUUGGGGUGGUGCAAUUCCCCCUUGGGACCAAACUCUCUUUUAUGCAUCUUCUAUUCUAAGGUGA
Molecule: messenger RNA, 1290 nt
Organism: Quercus robur (English oak)
Lineage: Eukaryota; Viridiplantae; Streptophyta; Magnoliopsida; Fagales; Fagaceae
Product: APETALA2-like protein 5
Exons: 1
Coding region: 1-1290 (429 amino acids)
Biological process (GO): regulation of DNA-templated transcription
Molecular function (GO): DNA-binding transcription factor activity; DNA binding
Source: RefSeq, a predicted model, not a curated record